AGUGUCGUCACCCUCAGUACCGGCACUGCCAUGCUGCUGCGCGGAAGGUAGCCACGUCGUGACGCUUCAAAGCCUGUGCCAAGGGAAGAGUGGGCUUUAUAACAACCUUUUUCAAAGUUCACGCCUGUUCUGUGUCGAUAUACAUCCCAUCGAUGUCAAGCGACGCCGUGAGUUAUUAAAGGAAUAUUACAACGUGUUACAAAUCACAAGUUACCAAGUGCAUGAUCUACUGCACGAAUACGAGUAUGAGUCUCGCCUAGACACCCCAACACAGCAGCAAAACAAUAACUACAUUAAAAAAGAUGACGUCACAUGCAAGGCUUAGCAAAAUGGCAGCGGCGACGGCAACUGUGGCGGUGGUGGUGGUGGCGUGUUGCGUGGCGGCGGCAUCAGCGCAAGAAUCUACAGACGCUGCUGAGGUGACAACACCCAUCGACAGCCUCACCCCUGACGAAACGAACAGCCUGGCUGGCAAAGUCACAACUCUUGAAGUCGAUGAGCCUCCAGAUGAUGUGAGUACAGCAAAACCUACCACCACAACCACCACAACCUCCUCCUCCACAACCACAACCACCAUCACCACCACAAAAGAUACUGUUAAUGGGGAAAAUACUACUACCCAGAUGAAUGCUAACACUUCAGAUGAAGAUGUGGCCUCAGCCAACACCACCGACUCGACCACUCCCUCAGCGCCACCCGGCAACGCCACAGCAACGAAAGCUGAGGCGGCAUGUGGAGUGAACGCUGAGCUGAUAGGGGAGGAAUGUGUGUGCCGCCCCCCCUGGAUACGUGACCCCGCCAAACCCGCGUCACCUUGUACCUGCUCUGACCUAUGCCGCGAGCAAGGGAACGUCACCUGUCCGGCUGAGGGAACUUGUCGCCAGGUGAGCUGCAACCUGGCCACGUGCAUCUGUCCCGACCCCCUGGUGUAUCGCUACUCCACCGCCUCCUGCAUCAACCCAUGUGAGCUGUACGGAGACGCGGUUUGCGGCCUGGGCUCAGGAUGGAGAUGUCUGGAGGAGGACGAAGGUGGCAUGUUCACAUGUCAAUGUGCUGUAGGCUACACGCUGCAGGGGGGCGAGUGUCAAGACAUUGACGAGUGUGUGGGCGGGAAUGACGCUUCGCCUUGCGGCCCCAACGAGCGGUGUGUUAACAGCGACGGCAGCCACAAGUGUGUCUGCCUUGACGGCUUCCUCAGGACAGACAACGGCUCAUGCAUCAAUAUGGAUGAGUGCCUCAACCCACACCUGCAUAGUUGUGACCACGUGUGUCGCGACGCCCAGCCCCCACUCCUCUACACCUGUGACUGCUUUCCUGGACACACCUGGAACGAUACUCAACGCCGCUGUGUCCUCGACGACCCCAAGACCGCAUGUGAGUGUGGCCCGCCGGAUAGGAGCGUGUGUUAUCGAGCCCCCGAAGGAGACGAACAGUGUUUCCCGCGGCCCGGAUACAUCAAGAACGGCACUGCUUUCCUCGACGCGUCAGAGUGCGGGAAGCCGAGCAGCGAGCGGGCAUGGUGCUGGGCGCGGGGCGAGUGUGUGGAGGGGGUGGGCAGCUCCCUCUGUGUGUGUGCCGAGGGCUUCACCAGCAGUCCUCCACACGCUGCAGAGUGUGCACGUGUGUCGUGCCCAACGGGGACGCUGUUGGCCGGAUCAACAUGUGUCGACCCGUGCACAGCAAUGCUCUGCCCGUCGCCCCUCACUUGCCGGACGCACGGAGCCACCGAGCCGAGCUGUAUGUGCCUCAGUCGCUGCCUCAACCUCUUGCAGCCUGACAGUAAUUUCAGCGUCUACCACGGUGUCUUCAUCGCCUACGGUCUGUCUAGCGACAACGACACAUCUCGCCGCGUCGUAAUCGCUCUCGAGGAUUACUUCGGCCUGGACAACGCCGAGGUCGUCUCCGUCACGCGUGCAGACUUCAGCCACAACCUUACAGAGUCUCAGCCGAUCAAUAUCAGCGUCGAAUUCGCGUUGGUGUUCUCUUUGGCCAACUUAACCAACGAGCUGACCGAGGUGAUCAAGAGCCAGUGCCGCGUCGUGGAGAGUCACUCCGGCUUGUGUGUGUUACCCGGCGGCCUCCACCUCGUAAGGGAUUCUAUCAAGCUCAUAGACAAAGACCCGUGUAGCGACAGUCCCUGCCCGAGUGAGCACAAUUUGGCGUGCAGGGUCAAGACGAAUGUUACGGGGCGCUUCGUUUGUGACUGUGCCCCGGGCUUUCAAAAGGUGGACGUUCCCGACUCCCUGGGCUAUUGCCAAGAUGUGGAUGAGUGUGCGGGUGAGGCGCAACCGUGCCACGACCACCAGGACUGUAUAAACACUCCAGGCGGGUUUACCUGCAGAUCGAAGUUAUCUUUGCUUGGACAAAGUCCUGAGGCUAUCCAGAAAAUGGCCAUCGCCUUCGGUGUGCUGUUCUUCGUCGCCCUCUUGGCGCUGAUUGCCGUGCUCUGCUUACUCAAGAAGAAGCACAAGGCCACCCGGGAGCUGGUGCCCAUGACCACAGGCUUUGAAAACGCGUCUUACAAGUAGCGAAGCAGCAGCGCGGGGCGAUCACUGGGACCAAGCCAUGCAGACUGCCGUCUGUCACUGCACCGUUGCCAGAUUAUCGUACUCAGAGCAUCAAAUUUACCGGUUUGAGACCCAUAACUAUUGCCAAGAAACACCAUUAAUUAAACAUUUUAAUGAUAACUAUAUAUGAAGCCAGUUAUUGGGGUGGAGGAGACAGUUUUUUGGUCAGAAAUCGGCAGAUAUAAGAGCAAGAGUACGACAAUCUGGCACCGUUGUGCCGCUGGGUCAGCCAGGGUGGACAAGGCCACGAGGAGGGUGCCCUGGUUGCAUGACUCGAUACCAGUCGCCGGGAGGCACAUAUCUUGUCGUAUUACAGUAUCUAAAAGGAUCAAAAUGGAUCGUCAGAGAAAUGCUUAAAAAGUAAAACCGUGUCGCCGUUAGAAAAGGCGUGGAGCGCGGCAACGCGACGUGACGAUGAGGUUGUGGUAACACUACGUAAUGGCGGCGGCGAUGAUUGAGAUUGAAUUGAAUUGAAUUGAAUUGAAUUGAAAUAUUUAUUGUUGUAAAAUAGAACAAAGGGGAAUGGAUGAUCAGUGAGAAAAUAUACGUGGAAAUUAACAGAAAAGUUUAUUUUCUUGUGUGAAUUACAGAACAAAAGAAUGUGAGUGCGGAACGUUUAUAUAUAU
Messenger RNA from Eriocheir sinensis (Chinese mitten crab), 3193 nucleotides. RefSeq names its product neurogenic locus notch homolog protein 3-like. The transcript has 17 exons. The record is from RefSeq and is a predicted model, not a curated record. Lineage: Eukaryota; Metazoa; Arthropoda; Malacostraca; Decapoda; Varunidae. The coding region runs from base 303 to 2528 and encodes 741 amino acids. Gene Ontology annotation, molecular function: calcium ion binding.